AUGAGUGACAACAGUGCCAAGGAUCGUGAGACAAGGGCACAGUUUGUGGAUGAGCCGACGAAUAGGAUUGGUGGUAAUACUACAAAAGUGAUUCGUAGUGCUUUGAAGAAGAGGAGCGGGUCAGGUCAAGAUGAUAGCGAUGAUAGUGGUGCCAUAGUAUCAUCCCCCUUACUUACUUCUACACCACCAACGAUUUCUAAAGCAUUAGUUAAGUUAUAUCCCAAUCUAAUAGUGGUUGAUAGAACCCUUAGUCUUUUAACGUGGACUAGUGAUGAUAUUUGGCCCAGCGUUUUAAUGGUUUUGAGUUAUAUGGCUGUGAUACUUUAUUUCGAAACUAUUGCCAAAUAUUUUGGUCAUUUAGUGGUCGUUGCCAUUAUGUGGGGGUAUUCCCAAUUAGAUAACCAUGUUGAAGAAACUCUUAGUACGCAUCCGACUUUAGAUGAUAUCGUUUAUGUGAUGAAUAGGGUUAUUACUAAGGCCGAUAUUCUUUUAUCGCCAAUUACAAUACUUAGUGCUCAAGACAUUAGAAAAUUAUUAUUUACAACGGCAUUCCUUUCCCCUAUCUAUGUCAUUAUAACGUUAUUCAUUUUACCACCAAGAAAAUUACUUUUCAUUGGUGGUAUAUACGUUUUGACUUAUCACUCCUCGUGGUCAAAAGUAACAAGACGUUUAUUGUGGAGGUUUAAGUUGGUUAGAUUACUCGUAUUUUAUGUUACAGGCCUUGAUUUAGGUGGGAUCAGUAGAAGUCAAGGUAUAUUUGCCGCAGUGCACAAACAGAUGAACAACUUAUCAGGCACUAAUAAUGAUAGUGAUGAAGGUUGGCCAAUUAGAUUUACCUACGUUCUUUACGAAAAUCAACGUAGAUGGUUAGGAAUUGGUUGGACAUCGAGUAUGUUAAGUUAUGAAAGAUCGCCUUGGACUGAUGAAUUUUUUAACGAAGCUCCACCACCAGAUCAAUUUCAACUACCAGAUGAAAAUACCGGUAUGGUUUGGAGAUGGGUUGAUAAGACAUGGAGAUUAGAUAAUACUAAUGAUGGUGCAAUUCAAUUAUCAAGUACUAAACCAAAGACAACUGCUUCACCGAAUGCUGAUGAGGGCUUCAUUUAUUACGAUAAUACUUGGAAAAAGCCAUCUACAGAAGACUCUUUCUCCAAAUACACUAGGAGGAGGAGAUGGGUUAGAACUGCAGAAUUGCUAAAGAUUAAAAAUGUAGAAGGCACUGAAUCCCCUAACAUUACAGUAGAUUCAACUUCUCAUAACUCCACAUCGCAGGCGGCAAAUACCGAUACCGGCGGCAGCGGUCAUUCUACCGCUAUAGCGCCAGAAAAUUCGAAUCAUCAAAAUGGAAGUAAACCCCAUGAAAAUUUGAAACGUAGGGGUGUGUCCUUUAGUGAUGUGCAAAAUGUUCAUAUUGUUCCACUUGAAAAUGAAGAUGAAGAUGAGAGCAAGAAUGAGUCAAGUAAUGAUGAUGGUAAUUAUCAUGAUAAUCAAUUAGAUGCAGAAAACAAGAAUGAAUCAACACCGCUCUUGCGAGAUUGA
This is a messenger RNA of Zygosaccharomyces rouxii, 1539 nucleotides long. RefSeq names its product PEX28-32 family peroxisomal membrane protein. The record is from RefSeq and is a predicted model, not a curated record. The transcript has a single exon. The coding region runs from base 1 to 1539 and encodes 512 amino acids. Gene Ontology annotation, biological process: peroxisome organization. Lineage: Eukaryota; Fungi; Ascomycota; Saccharomycetes; Saccharomycetales; Saccharomycetaceae. Gene Ontology annotation, cellular component: peroxisomal membrane.